UAUUAUUAGUUUAUCCAGCCUGCUCACAAUUCCAAUGGUUGCGACGGCGGCUUCCGGCGUCGCCAUCUACUCUCUUUUAUUUCUGUGAUCCCUUUUCCGGUAGGGUGACAAAAUGACUGGCUUCAGUGAAAAGCCAAUCUUGAUCGAUGGCCGUGGUCAUUUGCUUGGCCGAUUGGCAGCGACCAUUGCCAAAACUAUUCUGCAAGGCAACAGAGUUAUCGUUGUUCGCAGUGAACAACUCAACAUUUCUGGCAACUUUUUCAGGAACAAGUUGAAGUUCAUGUCUUUCUUGCGCAAAAGAUGUAACGUGAAUCCUGCAAGAGGACCUUUCCACUUCCGAGCUCCCAGUAAAAUUCUAUGGAAAACAGUUCGUGGCAUGAUCCCACACAAAACUCAGAGAGGCAAGGAUGCACUCAGGAGGUUGAAGGUUUACGAAGGAUGCCCACCUCCCUAUGACCGCAGAAAGCGUGUUGUGGUACCUGGUGCAAUGAGAGUCAUGUGCCUGAAGCCCGGCAGAAAGUACUGUCACGUUGGCCGUUUAUCUCAUGAAGUCGGUUGGAAAUACAAGUCCGUGGUCCGUACAUUGGAGAACAAGAGGCGUGUUAAAUCUAUCCUCGAAGUUCAAAAGAGAGAUAAGCUUAAGAAAAUUACCAAGGAGGCGGGCGAAAAGGUAUCCAAAGCAACUGCGCCGUACACGCAAAUUAUCAACAGCUUUGGAUACAAUUAAAACAUAUGUAUUAUAAGGAUAAUAAAGCCUUGUAAACAUGAA
This is a messenger RNA of Venturia canescens, 769 nucleotides long. It is a transcript of the gene RpL13A, whose product is annotated as ribosomal protein L13A. Lineage: Eukaryota; Metazoa; Arthropoda; Insecta; Hymenoptera; Ichneumonidae. The transcript has 6 exons. Gene Ontology annotation, cellular component: cytosolic large ribosomal subunit; ribosome. The record is from RefSeq and is a predicted model, not a curated record. Bases 113 to 727 code for a protein of 204 amino acids. Gene Ontology annotation, molecular function: mRNA binding; structural constituent of ribosome. Gene Ontology annotation, biological process: negative regulation of translation; translation.